GAAGAGUGUGAGUGGUGGAGUGAAACUCUCAGGAACACAAACACAGCAGCAGCGGCUGGACUGAAUGUCCACAGCGGCGAGAGCGGCGGCGGCGGGGACCUGCGACUCCACUGCUGUCAGCCAGCCGUCCAAACUCGAUUUCACAAUGGAUCACAUGUUCACAAUAUCUGAUGAGUCAGAUGCAUCUGAAGAGCUAGGAGACUCAGACCAGCCAGAGGUCAGUAAGACAGCUGAGCCAUCGCGGUCUGGGCAGCACAUCACUGUUCCGGAGAAACUCAGAGUAGAGCCCAGGCAAAGGAAUUUUUCUAUGAAUGAAGAGGCUCUGCAGGAGUCUGGUGCUGGGAGACACGAAGAUGGAGCUGGAGAUGGAGAUUCAUUCCGACGCCGCAGCCGCUCAGCUCCCCCUUCUCUGUGGGCAGCCAAGAAAUAUGGCCGACAGCUGAGGAAGAUGAGUGACGAGUUUGACAAGGGGCUAGAGCAAGGGAUGAAGAGGGUGAGGAGUGCCGGAGCAGCCCGCCAGAUGCAAAACUCCCCCAGCUGGUUUGCCUUUCUUUGGAGUCACAAGGAAUCAGACUCUGAGGCGAGCAGCAGCCGUCCAGCAGAAUGAACAAUCAUUGGACGAAAGGAUGGAAUGAUUGGACGGUUUGUAUGGUAGCAUAUGUGCUGGAAAAUGCAAGAGGAUCUGAUCACCAGUGGACAGAGGUGAUGGACUGAUGCCCUGUUUUUACUGGAUAGUUCAAAAUCUUCGCCUUAAGGAGCCGAUCUUUCAGAUCAUUCCGAAGUGGCCUUCCUGUGACUCUGACAUUUGCAGUGUCAGAUAUAAUACAGGUGAUCCUUUUAGGAUCUCUUUUUUUUUUCCCAAAACUGUGAGAAAACUUGUGAAAAAGAACAUAAAAAAAUAAUACUAAUGAGAAAUGUUUUAGAUAUGGACUACUUAAUGCUGGACAGUUUCUUUUCGUUACUGUCUUUGUUAUACUUAUCUUUUUUACUGUAAGGCCUUAUCUAAAACAGGUUUUACAUGAUCUUUUUUGAAUGACCUUUUGAAACUGCUUUGUAAGAAUUUUUUUUCUAUGUACUUUAUUUUUAAUAGUGUAUGUUUUUGUUGUCUUUUUAUCUUCACAUGAUUUUAAUGUUAAGGGGAGGGGCCUUAUACUUAAGUGAUUCUACGUAAAAAUCAAAAUACUAAUAAAAUAUAAAAAAAAUUAUUAAACUG
This is a messenger RNA of Astyanax mexicanus (Mexican tetra), 1213 nucleotides long. It is a transcript of the gene badb, whose product is annotated as BCL2 associated agonist of cell death b. Lineage: Eukaryota; Metazoa; Chordata; Actinopteri; Characiformes; Acestrorhamphidae. Gene Ontology annotation, biological process: apoptotic process. The record is from RefSeq and is a predicted model, not a curated record. Gene Ontology annotation, cellular component: mitochondrion. Bases 65 to 607 code for a protein of 180 amino acids. The transcript is spliced from 4 exons.